AUGGUUGCCUGCAACAGAAUAAACAGGAAGUUGGACGCGAUGGACGAACGUGAGCAGCCCGAAUAUCAACAUUACAACCACCAUCAGCCACCGCCAGCAGCAUAUGAACAGCCGCCAUAUGCGAGCUUCAAUUCCGGAGUUAACAACACUGGCUGGCCACCACCACCAUCUGCCCAUGUGCCACUGCAAUAUCCGGCGCCGGCCUACGUCACGCCAUGGCAAACAACGGUUGAUCCCUACUUCGACAAUCAGCCACAACCCUACUUCCACAACAAUGACCCCUACAGGCAGCCGACGUCCCAGACCUACACCGAUUCAAGGCAGCAGAAGCAGCUCGUCUACAGACCGCCGCCACCAUCACCGCAGCACUACUUCCAUACUCAGCCGCCGCCGUCGCACGACUACCACCAGCCGCCAAAACUUUCCUCCCAGCAGCCGCUGCUAACAGCAGCCCUACCCCACCAAAAUUACUCGUGUGUGCCUCCUCCAAAAACCUACCAGCCGCCGCCACCGCCGCCGUUGAUUCUUGAUUGUGAUCAAGUUGAGGAAGGCUUUGCUGAUUCUAACAAGAAGAUUCCCGAUUCUUCAGCUGGUUUUGGUGGAGUUGAAAAGGUUGAGAAGAUGGAGAAGUCUAGUCGGGAUUCCGCGCGCAAAGAGAAACCGGUUCAAGGUUGCGUAGAGAUUUAG
Messenger RNA from Salvia splendens (bonfire salvia), 687 nucleotides. Its product is annotated as extensin-3-like. The transcript has a single exon. The record is from RefSeq and is a predicted model, not a curated record. The coding region runs from base 1 to 687 and encodes 228 amino acids. NCBI's taxonomy places the organism in Eukaryota, Viridiplantae, Streptophyta, Magnoliopsida, Lamiales, Lamiaceae.